ACCAGAUUAAUUUCCUUUUUUUUUUUACUAGAGCUUGCUCCUGGAUCUAGUCUUCUAAAUGUGUGAACACAUAUCCAUGCUUUCCUUCUCUCUCUUCCUCCUACCUUCCUCCCUGUCAUUCUAUAUCCCUGACUCCAACCCAGUCCUGCCUUACAAUGAUCAAGUCCGUGAAAGACAUCUUUACACAGAUAAUGAAAGGAGAGGACUGUUUCUGGAGAUCACCCCUGAUGGAAGAGUGACAGGGAGUUCAGUUCAAACCCCUCUCAGUGUGUUGGAGUUGAAAUCUGUUCAAGUUGGUUUGACAGUCAUCAAAGGUGUGUCGUCUUCCCUUUACCUCUGCAUUGACAGCUCCGGCCAGUUGAGGGGGCAGAGUCUUUACACGGAGGCCGACUGCACCUUCAGAGAGCUGCUGCUAGCUGACGGAUACACUCGUUUCCUCUCUUCACAUCAUCAGCUUCCUGUGUCGCUAUCCUCAAAAGUCUCCACAGAGCAAAACGGACUCCCAUUCUCUCGGUUCCUACCCAUGAGAAGCGAUUUGUUAUCUGGAAGUUUGACAGAGAAUACAGCUGAAAACCAACAAAAGAGUCAGCUACAGCUCAACAUGGGUUCCGAUGACCCUCUUCGCAUGGUUCUCACUGGCGUAUAUAGUCCACAGUUCUCUAUGGAGAGAUGAAGCAGAAAAAAAGUUUGCAGAUGGAAGAAUACAAGGAACUGUUUAUAAAGACAAAUAUUUAUUUUAAGGUUGACUGGAUUGCAUUGCUAUGUUCAUUCCCAAAGGGAUUUUUUUAACCUUUUAUAGAAACACUCUCACAUUUAUUGCACCACAGCAAAAACUUAAUUGUGGCCAAGCUGGCCAAGCAGAUUGUCUCAUA
Messenger RNA from Esox lucius (northern pike), 872 nucleotides. It is a transcript of the gene fgf21, whose product is annotated as fibroblast growth factor 21. Bases 59 to 673 code for a protein of 204 amino acids. The record is from RefSeq and is a predicted model, not a curated record. Gene Ontology annotation, biological process: fibroblast growth factor receptor signaling pathway; positive regulation of gene expression; positive regulation of cell population proliferation. Gene Ontology annotation, cellular component: cytoplasm. Gene Ontology annotation, molecular function: growth factor activity; fibroblast growth factor receptor binding. NCBI's taxonomy places the organism in Eukaryota, Metazoa, Chordata, Actinopteri, Esociformes, Esocidae. The transcript is spliced from 4 exons.